AUGUCCGCACCCAACACUCAAACCGCCCUCUUGGUUCAUGAGAAAGGCGCUCCUUUCACGCUCGGUACUCGCCCGGUGCCCACCGUCCAAGCCGGCCAAGUCCUAAUUCGUAACGUCGCCGCGGGUCUCAACCUCGUCGACCAGUACAUUCAGAGGCUUGGCCUACUGGUCGAUAAGUGGCCUGCUGUCGCAGGAAGGGAAGGCGCUGGCGAUAUCGCUGCUGUAGGUGAAGGCGUGACGAACUUUAGCGUCGGGGACCGAGUCUUCUACCAGUCAGGUGCUGGAACCUCGGAUGGCUCAGCCUACCAGGAAUACACACUCGCAGAUGCAGCUCGCAUUGGCAGGAUCCCUCCCAAUCUGACGUAUGAGCAAGCCGCGACUGUGCCGCUCUGCCUCGCCACAGCCGCAAUCGGCAUGUACAAGCCCAAGUCCUCUCAGGUCUUGCCGAACGGCUUUGAUGUUGGCGGCGCCGGACUUACUCCUCCUUGGACUGAGGAUGGCAUGGGAAAGUAUGAAGGACAGGCGGCUAUCGUGUUCAGAGGAUCGAGCUCAGUUGGCCAGUUUGCGUUGCGCCUGGCCAAGCUCUCCGGUUUCGGUCCGAUCAUCACCACUGCUUCGAAGUCGAAUGAAGAGUACUGCCUCGCUGCGGGUGCGACUCACGUCAUUGACUAUCACGACGUACCGUACGCCGAUGUGCCCGCUACUAUCAGGUCCAUCGUGGGACAGAUUCCAGUAAAGAUUGCCUACGACGCCAUCUGUACUGAAGAGUCACAGAAGGCUGCCUGGUCUGUUCUCGCGCCCAACGGAGCGCUGGUCAUCGCCGGAGGCAUGGCGCCUCGUCCUUCCGGCACGUCUCAAGGAGAUGAUGACAGCGAAGGGAAGCGGUUUGUUAGGGCGUUUGGAGGGAUCAACGCGCCAUUCCAUCAGGCUUUCGGGACGGAAAUGUACCUGUCCUUGAGCGAGAUGCUCGAGAAGGGCCUCCUCUCUCCCACCAGGCUUGAAGUCAUUGAUAAUGGGUUCACGGGCAUCGAAGAUGCUCUUGCUAGGAUCGAAGCCGGAAUCAGUGCUGUGAAACUUGUGGUGCGCGUGCGCGCUUGA
This is a messenger RNA of Peniophora sp. CBMAI 1063, 1098 nucleotides long. NCBI's taxonomy places the organism in Eukaryota, Fungi, Basidiomycota, Agaricomycetes, Russulales, Peniophoraceae. The record is from the annotation of a GenBank genome assembly.